AUGAACGAGCCUCAAGGUAACAUCUCUAGCACUGGAUAUCCUUUUGGCAACCUGGACAACAUGAUGUAUACCUGGACUAUACAGGGGCACGCUGACAGCUAUAUCGUCCUCAGUCUAUCGUUUGUGGAAACAGAGUCUUGUGACACAGACUAUAUCACCGUGUACGACGGAGCUACUAAAAAUGCUCCAAGUUUUAACAAAAUGUGUGGUACGGGAGUCUCAGGACUAAUUGUAUCGACAACAAACAACCUUUUUGUCACCUUUGAAACAGAUGGCAGUGAUAGGUACAGAGGAUUUUAUGGAGAGUUCUAUUCACACGAUAACCACAUCAUACUGAACGAGUCUCAAGGUAAUAUCUCCAGCCCGGGAUAUCCAUUUGGCAAACUUGACAACAUGAUGUACACCUGGACUAUACAGGGCAAAGUUGACAGUUAUAUCGUCCUCAAUAUUUCAGACUUAGGGGCAAAUUGCCAGUAUGGUUACCUAAGAAUAUAUGACGGACCCACAACAUUUUCACCGAUGUUUGGAAAUUUUUGCUCGUCAGUACCACCAGGGUUAAUGGCUUCAACGGGAAACUCCAUGUUUGUUGUGUUGAAAACUAAUAGUUCCUACAAAUGCAAAGGCUUUUAUGGAAAUUAUGAGAUAAGAGAGAGACACUCUACACUAUGUGAAGUAGGCAACUUGGCAAGUCCUGGAUAUCCCUUACGAUAUUUGAAUAAUCAGGAAUUUACAUGGAAUCUAUCAGCACGUGCUGAUACCCGUCUCAUUUUAAAUCUAUCGUUUGUGGAAACACAGUCUUGUGACACUGACUAUAUCACCGUGUACGACGGAGCUACUAAAAAUGCUCGAAGUUCUAUGAAAGUCUGUGGUAGGGGAGUCUCAGAACUGAUUGUAUCGACAACAAACAAACUGUUGGUCACCUUUAAAACAGACAGCUCUGAAACAUACAGAGGAUUUUAUGGAGAGUUCUAUUCACACGAUAACCACAUUAUACUGAACGAGUCUCAAGGUAACAUCUCCAGCCCGGGAUAUCCAUUUAGCAAACUUGACAACAUGAUGUACACCUGGACUAUACAGGGCAAAGCUGACAGUUAUAUUGUCCUCAAGUAA
Messenger RNA from Physella acuta, 1110 nucleotides. RefSeq names its product deleted in malignant brain tumors 1 protein-like. The record is from RefSeq and is a predicted model, not a curated record. NCBI's taxonomy places the organism in Eukaryota, Metazoa, Mollusca, Gastropoda, Physidae.